AUGUGUGGAAUAUUUGCAUUAAUUAUUAUAAACAAACCUCAUAAAUUCAAUUUCAACUUAUAUUAGGAGUAUUUGAAUUCUCCAUAUAUUACUAAAAGACCAGAAGUAAUUGAGGAGUUAUUAACUCAAAAUUAAAGGCCUAAUAAUAUUGAUCUUGACUUAGAUAAGUUGUAAUUGCUUAAUGCAAGAGGGCCAGAUUAUUAAGGAAAAAUUGAACUUCAUUAACCUUAUUAUUAACUUUUAUAUCAUAGUUUACUUCAUAUGAGAGGAGAUUAAGAUACUUUAAUUAAAUAACCUUUAAUAAAAGAAUAAUUUAUAUUAUAAUAUAAUGGAGAAAUCUAUAAUAUAAAUCCUGAUGAAUCAGAUACUAUAUUUCUCAUGAAUAGAUUACAAUAGGCUAAUUCAAUUCAUGAUAUAAAAAACUUAUUAUAAUAAUUAAAUGGAGAUUAUAGUUUAAUUUUUCAAGAUUUAUCACAACAAAAAAUCUAUAUUGCCAAAGAUCCAUUUGGUAAAAGAUCAAUGUUAUUAAGUUUCAUUAAUGAAGGAUUUAUUUUAUCUUCUUAAGCUUUAUAAAAGAAUAUUCCAUUAGAAAUUGAGGAAGAAGAAGAUGAUGAAGAUGAUGGAAAAACAGUUGAUGAAAAAUAUUUAAUGAAAAAGUACUUGAAUGAAUUUAAUUAAGCUAUUAAUAAAUCUUGUAUUGAAUUACCUAAUAAUUCAAUAAUAGAGAUAGAUUUAAGUGGAUAAUAAAUUUAAUGGAAUAAAAUUUAAAUUUCUGAAUUCUUAAAUUUUGAUCAAAUUUAAUAAAUUGAUCUUUAAAACACUUUAGAUUAAAAUAUUUGUAAAAUUUAUGAUAUUUUAAUAAAAAGUACUAAAGAAAUUAUUUAAAAUAUAUUUGGUUUUUAAAAUCACUUUAUUAAUGGUUAAAAUAUAAAAUAGAAUUAAUAAUAAGGAAGAAUAGGUAUAUUAUUUAGUGGUGGAAUAGAUUGUAGUUUAAUAACUCAUAUAGUUUGUAAAUUAUUACCUGAUAAUUCAUAAAUUGAUUUAAUUAAUGUUGCUUUUACAAAUGAUGCUCCUGAUAGAAUCACAGCAAGAAAUGCUCAUUAAGAAUUAUAGAAUCUACAUAAAAAUUAAUUAUUGAAUCUAAUAUUAAUUGAUAAAACACUCGAUGAUGUAUAUAAAGAGGAAAAACUAUUUUUAGAGAUAUUAUAUCCUAAAAUUACACAUAUGGAUUUUAAUAUAGCUAUGAUAUUAAAUAUAGCUAGUUCAUAUAAUGUAGAAACUCGAGUACUUCUUAGUGGAUUAGGAGCUGAUGAAAUCUUUUGUGGAUAUGCUCGAUAUAAACAUGCUUUAAAAAGAGGAUAUGCUGAAUUAAUUGAAGAAAUGAAUUUUGAUUUAUUUAGAUUAUGGAAUAGAAAUUUAGGUAGAGAUGAUAGAGCUGUUAGUAAGAAUGGUAAAGAACUUAGAUUUCCAUUCUUAAAUAUUGAAUUAGUUUAAUUUAUAAGAUAAAAUAUUCAUCCAUCUUAAUAUAUUAUGGGGGAUACAAAAUCCAUUUUAAGAAUUAUUUGUUAAAAAGAAGGUUUAAAGUAAAUAAUUAUUAUAGAUAUUUAGUGUUAUCUCUAAACAUGGAAAGAAGGCCAUACAAUUUGGAACUAAAAUAGCAAAACUAUCAAAUAAAAGAUUCUUUGGAGGUAACAAAAAAGCAAAGGGGACAUUAAAUUAUAAUAUAAAAUGA
Paramecium primaurelia is the source of this 1732-nucleotide messenger RNA. The record is from the annotation of a GenBank genome assembly. NCBI's taxonomy places the organism in Eukaryota, Ciliophora, Oligohymenophorea, Peniculida, Parameciidae.